Messenger RNA from Closterium sp. NIES-65, 1671 nucleotides. Lineage: Eukaryota; Viridiplantae; Streptophyta; Zygnematophyceae; Desmidiales; Closteriaceae. The record is from the annotation of a GenBank genome assembly.
AUGCCUGGUGAGAGCUGUUCCUCGUGCAGGGAGCUGAGCCACAACAACUUCACAGGGCCCAUUCCUGACUCCAUCUCCACGCUCUCCACUCUGCAGGCCAUCUACCUGGCCAACAACCAUCUGAGCGGCAGUCUGCCGUCUGCCAUCAGUCGCUUGGAGAAGCUCCAACAGAUCUGGCUGGACAACAACAGCAUCGAGGGCCCUCUGCCAUCCGCCAUCUGCUCGCUGCCCUGGCUAUGGCGCAUUGGCUGUGGCGCAUGUGAGUGGCUGGCUGUGGCGCAUGUGAGUGGCUGGCUGUGGCGCAUCAUGGUGAGCAACAACCAUCUCUACGGGCCUCUGCCAGACUGCCUCUUCGACAAGUGCAUUAACCAAAUCGACGUGAGCAACAACAGCCUGUACGGGCGCAUCAACCACGACUUCAACAGCAUGGUGGCGGACUGGGAGGCCCUCAUCAACCUCGCACACAACUUCUUCUACGGAGAUGCAGUGCUCUUUGCCGCGGGCUGCCGGGUGUGCCCCGAGGAGAUCACCCAGCGCAACCAGCUGCAGCUGGGCGACAGCAGCGUGAGGCUGGCAAGGAACUGCAGCGACACUGCCUUCUCUGGCCAGCGCGACUACUCGGUGGUGGGGGCAGGCAAGGGCGCCCGCGGGAGUCUCGCAGGCAACUGUCUGACCCUCAAACGGGAUGUCAAGUGCCCGUCCAACGCCACUCAGCGCAGCACGGCAGCCUGCCAGGCGUUCUGCAGCAUCACGGACAACGGCCCGUGUGAUGGCCAUGGGGCGUGUGUGCCGCCUGCGCCAGACGCCCAGGCCAACUUCACAUGCAUGUACGACGCCGAGUACUCCUCCAUGGACCUGGGCAACAGCUCCACCUGCGCCAUCCUCAGCUCCACCACCACUGCUGGUGAGGCACCCUCACACAUGGACUCCUUACCUGGAAGCUGCAGCCCAUGCUGCGCUCACAUCUCACCCAUGCUGCGCUCACAUCUCACCCAUGCUGCGCUCACAUCUCACCCAUGCUGCGCUCACAUCUCACCCAUGCUGCGCUCACAUCUCACCCGUGCUGCCCUUCCUGCCUUUAGUGCAUCUCCAACUCCAUCUCCUCGACUCCCCACCUUUUUUACCCCACCCUCCCUGCUCCCUCCGUCGUUGCUGUCAACAGGUGUCAUCGUAGGCAUCACUGUGGGGUGCUUUGCCGGAUUCACUCUGCUCACUGCUGUGCUUGCCUGGCUACUGUGGCCCCGUCGACAAAGGAAGUGGGAGGGGCUGGACCUGUGCGAGCAGUUCUCACUGCAGCAGCUCGUGAAGGCCACGGACAACUGGGCGCCUGAGAACUUGCUGGGGCAAGGCGGGUUUGGCACUGUGUACAAGGGGUGCUCGCCGCAGGGGCAGCUGUGGGCAGUGAAGCGCUCCACUGUCAUGACCAACGAGUUUGAGACGGAGGUGCGCGCCAUGGCAUCGCUGCACCAUGUGAAUCUGGUGCGCCUGUUGGGCUUCUGCCAGGACCAGAACGUGGAGAAGGGCAAGCAGGAGCAGAUCCUCGUGUACGAGUUCGUGGGCAACCGAGACCUGCACCACCACCUCUACAAGACUAAGAGUCAGAUGCCCUCGCACCAAGUCACCAAGUCGCCAGCCAAGUGUUCUUUAGCAGAGAAUGUCAAAAGCUGCUAA